CCCGGGACGGUUUCUGGCGUGCAGCCUCUGUCAUCCUUGCUGACUCGGGGUCGCCGUCCCUGUCCGGGAAAGGAGGGCUUUCUGCCUCUCUCUCUCUGUCUCUCCUCGUUGCACGGGCUCGGGCCAGCGCUUCGGGACCCCGGCGUUGGGGAGGUGAAUGGCACCGGCUGCCGCUUUGAGCUCCCGAAAAAGAGCUCUCGCUCGGCCGGUCUUUCUCUCCCUGCCGGAUCCCCCUCUUCCUUACCGCCUCCUGGCCCCAGGAUUUUCCAUCCUCGCUCCAGGCGGAAAAUAAAUGAUCUCACCCUGACUGUGUGGAAUGGAGACAGCUGGCACCCAGAAGAACCUGAAAGAUCCCCAGGAGCUCCGGCGCGCCCGGGACUUCCGCUCCCCGGGGGAAUAACGAAGAAGCCGCGUCCCCCGCACAAAGGCAGCGAGCGGCCUCUCACCCAUCGGCUUCUAACAGCCGCGGGACCGGUCGGGUCGAGCGCAAUCGGGGUCUUUUCCCACUCACCCACCCACCCACACACACCCGCUUGGCCGGUGAUUCCUGGUGCCCUUGGAGGAGCGGGGCCGUCGGUCGUUCCCUAUGGCCGGGCUAUUCACCUCUACGCUGAAGACCCUGGAAGACUUAACCCUGCACUCCGGGUAUGGGGCAGGGGACUCCUGCCGGUCCCUCAGCCUCUCCUCCUCCCGGUCUAACUCCCAAGCCCUGGCGUCUUCUCAGCACCGGGGCAACUGGUGGUACUACUCGGGCUCCAUGAACAGCCGGAAAAACAGCUGGGACACGGUCAACACCGUCCUGCAGGAGGACCCCGAGGUGGCCGACAUCUUUUCCAAGUGCGCCAAGCUGCCCGAUCUGGAGGAAUUCCCUUGGACGGACGAGGACAUUGGGAAGAUCCUUCGGAAAGGAGGAGGAGGAGGAGGAGCGGGCAAGGGGGACUUCAGCCCCGAAGCCGUGAGGAGGCUGUCCGUCUUGCUCCGGAGACCCUUGAUCCGGAUCUCCAGGGAGGCGCAGCGGCUGAGCGUGAUGCACGCCAAGUGCACGCGCUUUGAGAUCCAGAGUGCCAUCAAGCUGAUCCAGAGCUGGUCCUUGUCGGAAAGCUGCGUCCUGGCCACGGUCAAGGCGCUCUCGCUCUACAGCAUGAGCGCCGGGGACGGCCUGAGGAAGGGCAAGUCGGCCCGCUGCGGCCUCACCUUUUCGGUCGGGAGGUUUUUCAGGUGGAUGGUGGACACGCGGAUCUCGGUGCGCAUCCACGAGUACGCGGCCAUCUCUCUGACGGCUUGCAUGGAGAACCUGGUGGAGGAGAUCAAGGGCAGGGUCCUGGCCAGCCAAAGCCCGGAUGGAGGCGGAGGGGCGGCGGAGAUCUCAGCCGAAGGCCUCGAGGGGGUCAUCAACAACGAUGCGGAGCUCUGGGGAGUCCUGCAGCCCUACGAGCAUCUCAUCUGCGGGAAGAACGCCAGUGGUGUGCUUUCACUACCUGCAUAUUUCAGUCCUUAUAACGAUGGAUCCAUGUGCAACAAUGGAAGAGCUGAUGCUUACGCCCAGCUAGAAUUAAGAACUUUAGAACAGUCUCUCCUGGCAACUUGUGUUGGAAGCAUUUCUGAGCUGAGUGAUUUGGUAUCACGAGCAAUGCACCAUAUGCAGUGUCUGAAUACCCUCCGCCCGGGCAUGAGCCCUGUUCGACAAACGAGGCAGCAGCAGCAGCCCAUUACCUGGUCCCCCGAUGCCCUCCAUACCCUCUACUACUUUUUACGCUGCCCUCAAAUGGAGUCCAUGGAAAAUCCCAACCUAGAUCCACCAAGGAUGGCCCUGAAUAAUGAACGGCCCUUCAUGCUGCUUCCCCCAUUGAUGGAAUGGAUGCGCGUAGCUAUAACGUAUGCUGAGCACCGGCGCAGUUUAACAGUGGACAGCGAUGAUAUAAGGCAGACAGCCAGGCUGCUCUUACCUGGGUUGGACUGUGAGCCUCGCCAGCUAAAGCCUGAGUGCUGCUUCAGUUCUUUCCGGAGAAUGGAUGCGAAGGCUGCCACUGAAAAAUUCCAGCAAGACCUGGGCUUUCGAAUGCUGAACUGCGGAAGGACUGACUUGAUCAACCAGGCUAUAGAAGCAUUGGGAGCUGAGGGAGUUAAUACAAUGGAUGAUCAGGGUAUGACUCCACUCAUGUAUGCCUGUUCUGCUGGAGAUGAAGCCAUGGUCCAGAUGCUGAUUGAUGCUGGAGCAAAUCUAGAUAUACCUGUCCCGAGUGGUUCAUCCCGAUACCUAUCGGUUCAUCCUGAUAGCAGGUAUUGGACAGCGCUCACCUUUGCCGUAUUACAUGGACAUAUCUCUGUAGUUCAGCUGCUCCUGGAUGCUGGAGCCCACGUUGAAGGUUCUGCUGUUAACAGUGGAGAAGACAACUAUGCGGAGACCCCACUUCAGCUGGCUUCAGCAGCAGGCAACUAUGAAUUGGUCAGCUUGCUGCUGAGCCGGGGAGCGGAUCCUCUCCUGAGUAUGUUGGACGCUAACGGGAUGUCCUCUUCACUUCAUGAGGAUAUGAACUGUUUUAGCCAUGCUGCUGCCCAUGGACACAGAAAUGUUCUGCGGAAGCUCCUCACACAACCACAGCAGUCCAAGGGAGAUGUUCUGUCACUGGAAGAGAUUUUAGCAGAGGGUGUGGAAAAUGACACCUCCAGCCAAGGAAGUGCCAAUGAAGGCCAAGUUAAGUUGUGUAAAACCAGGAUGAAGGCUUUACAGGAGGCCAUGUAUUACAGCGCUGAGCACGGUUAUGUUGACAUCACGAUGGAGCUUAGAGCACUUGGAAUUCCCUGGAAGCUCCAUGUAUGGAUUGAGUCACUUCGGACAACUUUCUGUCAGUCACGUUACUCGGUGGUGCAGAAUCUCUUGCGGGAAUUUGUUACCAUUAAGGAAGAAGAAUACAAUGAAGAGCUUGUUCACGAUGGACUGCAACUUAUGUUUGAAAUCCUCAGAACCAGCAAAAACGACUCUAUCAAUCAGCAGCUGGCAGCCAUCUUUGCUCACUGCUAUGGAAGCAGCCCCAUCCCCACCAUUCCUGAAAUCAGAAAGACACUUCCAGCCCGACUAGAUCCUCAUUUUUUAAAUAACAAAGAUAUGUCUGAUGUUACUUUUCUAGUGGAAGGAAAGCUCUUUUAUGCACAUAAAGUUCUCCUCGUUACAGCUUCCAACAGAUUUAAGACACUGAUGACAAAUAAAACAGAAAAAGACAGCCAAGGCAGUAAGACUGUGGAAAUCAGUGAUAUGAAAUAUAAUAUCUUCAAGAUGCUGAUGCAGUAUUUAUAUUAUGGAGGAACAGAAUCUAUGGAAAUUCCUACUUCUGAUAUCCUUGAGUUGCUCUCUGCUGCAAGCCUCUUCCAAUUGGAUGGCCUCCAGCGACACUGUGAAAUAUUAUGUGCUCAGACCAUCAGCACUGACACCUGCAUUAACAUCUAUAAAUAUGCUAAGAUCCACAAUGCCCCAGAGCUGGCCUCUUUUUGUGAAGGCUUCUUCCUCAAGCACAUGAAUGUUCUGCUGGAGCAAGAGACUUUCAAGCAACUCAUCUAUGGCAGGAAUAGUAAAGUCCAGGGUCUGGAUCCCCUCCAGGAUUUGCAAUCCACGCUGGCCAGCAGACUUCAUUCCAUCUACAUCACAUCGAGGGUGUGACUGCCAAGAUGAACUACAACCUCCUGCCAGGAAAAGCUGAGAACUUUGGUCAAAGCACCUGCUCAUCUUAACUGCACUAGACCAGGACCUAGCCGAACUGCAAGCUUCCCCUUCUACAGACACUAGUUUGAGCUGAAAGCUUCUCCACUCCACCGGUGUCAUCAGCAAGUAACUACAGAACAGUGGAUCACUCAGGAGUGUGUGAUGCUGCUGCUGCAAUUUCAUCUGAAAACUAUUGAGGAAUAUGUUCCUACACUUCCAGAAUGAAACCCAAGUCACAGGAGAACUUGGGGCCUAACUAAAACUACAUCUCAGUGUGUCCAAAAUAUAUAAAAAGACUCCACACACAGACCAUAGCUGGCAUUUAGUUAUUAACCACAGUUGUCCUGCUAACAGGAAGCUGUAAGUAUAGAAAUCUGCUAGGGGCAUUUUUCUAUAUGAUCUAGUAACAAAAUAUUAGUGUGUCAUGUUGUUUGUGUAUCAGAGGUUGGAACAUUCUUGUUUAACAUGUUCGUGCUACUAAUAGAUACAAAUUUAAUUCAUUAACAUUGAUAGUUGAGGUGAAACUUACCAAAUUAAUUAGUGACACUAAUUGCUAAUAACUUGUCACUAAAAUUUUCAUUUAAAAUCAUUAAAUAUCUAUAAUUUUAAAGGGGCAGCCUUAAAUUACUUCCCAAAAGUGAUGAUUUGAAAUAAUGUGAAAUGUUAUUUAUUACCCAGUUCCAUAGUGCUCUUGUUGACUAGCUAUUUAAAUACCAACUUUUGAAACUAGGUUGAAAAUUUACAUAGCAAGAGCUCAGAAAUUAAUAUAACCAUUUAUUUCUAAGCUCUGUGGUAUAGAGAAAAUUGGGCUAAAGUUUCAUAUCUACAAACAACCUGACACACUGCUCUGUCACAUGAUAAAGGAAUCUGGCUGUUUACCCAUUAAGACAUACGAACUCUAUAACGUGGUUACCAUGAGUGAGGCUGAAACUCUUACAUGCAAUUAAAUCCCAGGGAAUUCGGUGGAAUUUACUUUCAAGGAGAAAUGCAGAGGAUUGUGCUAUAAAACUGGUUUCCAUAAAGGUUCAAAUAACGUGCCAUUGAAUAAGAGAGUCUAAAUUAAAUUACAUUCAUUUUUAGUUAUACCCCUUACAAGCAGUUUAAAGAAAAAAUGAUCAAACUCUUUGGCUCUGCUCAAGUUAAUCUGGCUAUGACCGUCACACUGUGGUGCCAGCAAUAUUCACUGCUGCAAGGCCAGAAUUUCUCCUAAUACUGUGGAAAUACUGUUUAGGAAUAAAGGGCUGGAGCUUGGUUUUCUCUGUGCUGUAUUUAAGCAAUAAUUUCCUGAAAUUCAUGACACUGUGCUUCCCAUAUUGACUCUUGUGCCACUGGGAAUUGUAUGCAGUGAACGUUAUUUCUUGGAGAGUCAUCAAUACCUCCAAAUCCAGCUAAGUCGGAUUUGUGAAUUAAACAAGCCUACAGUUGCAUCUCAUUUGCUGGGCUGGAAGCUGCUGGCCUAUAUCAGGAGUACAUUCAGGCUGUAGACAGUCUGUCUGAGCUGCCUUCCUGUAAUGGAGCUACCUUCAAAUGUCCAUCCUCUGCCAUUUUCGUGUACAAUUAGUUGGACAUUCACUGCUUGUUUGUAACUAGAUUUCCACUGUAAGGCCUCAAUCAAUGAGAUUGUGACACUCAGAAUUAUCCAAAAUAGGAAGCAAGCUUCUACCUUUUCUUAAUACCUAAGAUUUUGCUAGAGGUCACUGUCAGCUUUGCAGUCAGUAGGAGAGGAUAAUUUAAGAAUAAUAUUUGAAACCUGAUACACUAUGCCGACUAUGCAAAGUGCUCAAGGUUCACUAUUUGUGGGGAACUUUUCAAGGGAAAGAUGCUUCUAUGAAGGGAUGUGUAAAUUGAGCGGAGGAGUAAAAGAGUAGAGAGAAAGACCAAGUUUGAAGGAUCAGGAGAUAAAUGCAUGUUACAAGUUUAUUUGUAGGGUUUCCAGAAAGAUGGUGAAAGUGUUAUAAAAGUGAUGCAAGUGUAAAUUGUAGAAGUGAAAGCAUGAGUUUCCCACAAUCAGAUUUCUCCCCCCCCCAUCCAACUAUCUUAGCUAUGUGUUAAAUGGGCAGUAGCAAUUCAUUUUUAGUCAGCUGUUCGAGGAAGAUUAUCUGUGAGUUAAAUCCCGUUUUGAAUAAUCAACAUCAGAUUUGAGAAUAGGAAACGCACGCCAUUGCUAUGCCUGAGAAGAGCCUCCUUUCCUACACUUAACGCUUGUCACUGGGCUCUUUACAUCUUCACUAAAAAGCUGAUCUAGCUCCCCCAUUCUGCAGAGCAUGCUACGGUCACAUGGUCCUAAAACGUCACAAAGCAAAGCUCAAAGAAUUCGAAAAAGGCAACCCACAAGUGCAUCUGAGGCACAGGUGCCUGCACAGAAGCUGUACACAUUUAAUUAUUCAAUCAGGUGGCCAGCUGAUGCUCUUACCCCUCCCAAUUAUGCACUUUUCUAAAAUUUGGGUUUGAAAUGUACACAUGACCUCACAGUCUCCAAACCACAGAAGACUCACUAGCUUUUCUGGGAAUACCCCAAGAAUAUGUAAUUCUGGAAAAUAAUUUUCAAAUAGCUGUUUCAGCUAUCUGUACAAAGAUAUAUAUGUGUAUAUAUAUAGAGAGAUUCUGUUGUACUGCUGUAAUAUUGUUUACUGCAUUAAUUGUACAUUAAUGUUGUCACCAAUGUAAAUGUAUCAUAUUUUAUUAACAACAUAACUUUGUUAAACUUUAGAGAUGGUAUAAACUGUUAUUUUAGCAAGGCUCAGGAAGUAUUAAUGAUACAAUGUGUCUACUGUGCGGUGUUUCCUGUACAUUCUUAGGUAAGGUGCUGGUCUAUGUUUUGUGCUCAAGCAUUGUUGAUGGGAGCAAACAGCAAGGGCUGUAGGUACAAAACAUCACUUUGAAACUGUGGUGUUGUAUUAAUACCUUAUUCACCAGUGGUUAUACCAUUUUGCAGAAAGGCAGAGUAACUUUAAGUGAGGAAUUCAGGUUCAGAGUUUACAAAAGUAAUUCCUAUUCCUAGCUGGUGGCAUUACAUAGUUACUCCAUGUCCUUAACACCCCAGUGAAUAACACUGGGUUUUUUUAUGUGCAGUAUGUUUAAAUCAAUGCAUGGUUCCAAAGAAACUUCCUAGCUACAAUUCAGAGGAUCUGUGGUAAGACUCUGGUGCUUAGAAGAUUUUUCCACACUCCAGUUUGAACCUGUAGUCAUUAUCACUUGCAUCCACUUGGAGAAGGAGGAAUAUAACAGUCCUUAUAUUCCAAAGAGAUGAUAAGAUGCUGUCUGUCAGUGCUGUCUUUUUCUUAGCUAAGUUGCAAAGGGCCCUAUUGCCGCCACUCAUUAUUA
Molecule: messenger RNA, 7021 nt
Organism: Pogona vitticeps (central bearded dragon)
Lineage: Eukaryota; Metazoa; Chordata; Lepidosauria; Squamata; Agamidae
Gene: ABTB2
Product: ankyrin repeat and BTB domain containing 2
Molecular function (GO): protein heterodimerization activity
Source: RefSeq, a predicted model, not a curated record